CGGAAGUUGUUUGGACUGCGGAAGUGUGCAGGCCAGUACGGGCGCUGGACUGAAACGAUCCGCCUCAGGUUUUUUAAUGUGAUCUGGUUUUGAUCCAGCUGUAUGUAGACCUCCGGGAGCGUCGGUUUACAGCUCGAUCGGCUUUUUUUCCUGUCCAGACCACACCGGACCAGGUCUGCCGGAUCAGGAGCUAAUUUUCAGCGUUGUAAUAUACAUGUUCCAGGUUGAGCUGUCGCAAUGGCGGACCACACUGAUGUCAGUCUGCAGCCGGAGGAGCGAGUCCGUGCGUUGACCAAGAAGGGAAGCACGGUGGAGGUCAAUGACGACGUGCCCCCACGCCGCUACUUCCGCUCAGGCAUGGAGAUGAUCCGGAUGGCUAACAUCUACACAGAGGAAGGCAACAUCGAGCACGCCUUCGUCCUUUACAAUAAAUAUAUUACGCUCUUUAUAGAAAAACUCCCCAAGCAUCGGGAUUACAAGACCGCUAACAUUCCUGAAAAGAAGGACACACUAAAGAAACUGAAGGAUGUUGCAUUUCCUCAAGCAGAGAUUCUGAAAAAAGCUCUUUUGAGGAGAUUUGAACAAGAUUAUGAACAAUAUCUGGUCAAAAAGAAAGCGGAGGAGGACGCCCUGGCGCAGGAGCAGUCCCGGCGGCGAGCGCUGGAUGCCGAGCGGGAGCGCGUGGUCGAGAUGCAGCGGCGGCAGCGGGAGCAGGAGCAGUUCAGUGCCUUCGAGGAGAUGAUCCGCCGCCAGGAGCUGGAGAAGGAGCGCCAGCGCGUGCUCCUCGAGUUCGCCACGCCCGCCGUGCCUUCUCCGGACACGCCCCUCAUCCCGGGCAUCCAGGGCCCCCCGCUGGUCUCCCCCAGCCCCCCGCAGAGCCCGGGGGACCUGUCCAGUGGCACCAACCAACAGUACAAUCACCCUCACGCGACCAACAGCACACCUGCCACCGGCCCGCCCAGCUUCGACCGGUCACUCAAGCCCGGGUCUCUGUUCAGCCCCUGGAACAACAAUACAAUGGUGGAUGCCCUUCGGCAGUUGGCUGUUCCCGCUGAGCUGUGCCGGAGCUUUCUGAGGCUGGCCGAGGCCAACACAAGCCGAGCUGUAGAAACUUGUGGCAUUCUGUGUGGCAAACUGACCAGAAACGCGUUUACCGUGACCCACGUCAUCGUACCGAAGCAGUGCGGCGGACCGGACUACUGCGACACGGAAAAUGAAGAGGAACUCUUUCUCAUACAGGACCAGUACGAUCUCAUCACCCUGGGCUGGAUACAUACUCACCCCACCCAGACAGCCUUCUUGUCCAGCGUCGACCUCCACACACACUGCUCCUACCAGAUGAUGCUGCCGGAGGCCAUCGCCAUCGUCUGCUCGCCUAAGUUCAAUGAGAUCGGCUACUUCCGGCUGACGGAUCGAGGAACAGAUGAGAUCUCCACGUGCAAACAGAAAGGCUUUCACCCUCACAGCAAAGAGCCCCCUCUCUUUACACAUGCGGGACAUGUCACCAUCACCAAUGACACUGUGUCCAUGAUGGAUUUGCGGUGAUUUUUUUUUUUUUUUUGUCCUUUUUCACCAGAACACUCACAGACUGUUUUAUCAAUCUGCAGACUGGAGAAAACACUCAUUUUUAUUUUCGAGACGGUACUGAGCAAAUGCCGGCCCCGAGUCUACCAUUUACAUGGACUUCAGUUGUUCUCAAAAGAAACGACAUUGUGAACUGUUUUUUUUUUUUUUUUUUUUUUUUGCUCUCUAAGAAAACUUCUAAGCAUUACUGCACUUUUCAAGCAAAACAACUACUAUGUACUUAAUGGACUGGCAAACCUCUGGGUCUCCAACCCUUUUGUUUUUGUGAAUAUGUGCUAUAGUUCCCUCCCGUUUAACCUUCUUCUUUUUUUUUUUUUUUUUUUGUCAUUGAUGAAAAUGUAUGUUUUUACAGUAACAGGUGAGUCUCUGGUGCCCCAGCAUUUGUUCCAUACUUGUCAAAGUUUGGUUCUGCCUGACAGAUAAAGUGCCAAGGAUGAGAACAUUCACUUGUCGUCGAGUUGUUCAUUGUGCAACACGAAGUUCAGUGUGAAGUCUGUAGUUUGUGAUCAGGUCUUUGUUGUUUUGUCUCGGUGUGUUUCCUUCAUAAGCUGCUGAAGUGCUACGAGUGAUGAGAGAAGUGAGAGCCAGUUGUAACUCAGGUAUGCAGGCAGUGCUGCUGUUGCUGCCCUGUAUUAUAUUUUUAUACACAAUCAUCAUCACUCCACAGUAUCAAUUAUCUAUAAAAGGGUUUGUUCGAAGUAAUUAAUUCCUGCUUAUGAUGGAUCCGCCUUCUACGUGGUUUUAUUUUCUUGUUCUUUGUUUGUGUUUCUGGGGAAAAAGGGGGUUGGUAGUACCUGUAUAAUCUGUCCCUGCUCCGGAGGACAUGUGUGCAACAGGCAAUGCGGAUGUGCUUCCGGUUACACGUUACUACAUAUUACUAACAACCUGGCCAGGGUUUACGCUUCUGGCGGUUUUUUGUUUGCCCGCUUCUCUUGUUAGAAGACGUAAAUGGUCAGCCAUCAUUGUGAGAAUACCCUCAAUGAAUACAAUGCCAAGACAAAAUAAACUUA
Xiphias gladius (swordfish) is the source of this 2594-nucleotide messenger RNA. RefSeq names its product STAM-binding protein-like A. NCBI's taxonomy places the organism in Eukaryota, Metazoa, Chordata, Actinopteri, Istiophoriformes, Xiphiidae. The transcript is spliced from 11 exons. Gene Ontology annotation, biological process: protein K63-linked deubiquitination. The record is from RefSeq and is a predicted model, not a curated record. Gene Ontology annotation, molecular function: K63-linked deubiquitinase activity; protein binding; metal-dependent deubiquitinase activity. Bases 238 to 1545 code for a protein of 435 amino acids. Gene Ontology annotation, cellular component: cleavage furrow; endosome.